Metarhizium acridum CQMa 102 is the source of this 246-nucleotide messenger RNA. The record is from RefSeq and is a predicted model, not a curated record. Lineage: Eukaryota; Fungi; Ascomycota; Sordariomycetes; Hypocreales; Clavicipitaceae.
AUGCGCGCUUUUCCCGCCACACUUCUCCUAGCUACUCUAGCUCCUUGUAUUCAUGCUGGCGUCAUCGCUACUAGGAAAGACCACGGCACUUUUAACGCCUAUACCGACGACCACUGCGGCCAUUUUGAGCAAACCGUCUAUGCUUGGGAGGGUAUUGAGCGGGGUCAGAUCUGCCCCAACAUGAAGUCGGUUAAGGCUGCUAUUGCCAAUGACACCCGAAAGCAAGCUAAUCUCCGAGACUCUUAG